AUGGAAUACGUUGGAAAGCUGAGCAGUCUGUUUUCCACUGUCCACAACUUUUAUAAUGAAAUCAAUCCAGCAACUCUCUCGGGUGCAAUCGACAUUGUCGUUGUCGAACAAAAAGAUGGAGAGAUCGCCUGUUCGCCAUUCCAUGUUAGAUUUGGAAAAUUAUCAUUAUUGAUGCCACAAGAGAAAAAAGUCGUCAUCAAGGUCAAUGGAACACAAAUCCCAUACCUGAUGAAACUCGGUGAAGCAGGUGAAGCUUUUUUCGUAUUUGAGACCGAACAUGAUGUCCCAGAAGAAUUCCAAACCUCUCCGAUCAUGGGUGCUACAUCGGCAAUCGAACAUGCGCACGGAGAGAAUGAAUCGAUUGUAUUGGAUAUUGCAGGCUACAAGACAGGUGAUAGUGCAUGGGGUAAGAAGAAUGGAAGCAGAGAGAUUUCAUCCGAUCAAAAAAUGGUUCUUGAGGAUAUGGAGCGUGUAGCCUCGCCCCCCUCCAUUGAAGAGGAGGAUCACAUCCACACCAACCAUAUGUCCCGUGGGAUACUUCAAUCUGAGUCGAGCGACAAGGUCAAAGACGAGAUCAAUGGUGAGAUCGAAAAUGUUGUCAAGGACGAUACAAAAGUGAAUGUCAAAGAUGACGUCAAAGAGGAAGUUAAGGGCGAUAUCAAAGAAAAUGUAAAAGACAGUGUUAAGGAGGAGAUCAAGGAAGAUAUCCAAAACAUAGUCGAGGAGAUUAAAAAAGAUGAUAAAGACGACAUCAACGAGGAGCCUAAAAUCGAUAUUAAAGACAGUGUUAGUGAAGAAACAAAGGUUGAUAUCGAAGAAAAUGCCAAGGACAAGGUCGAGACUGAUACUAAAGAUGACGUAAAAAUAAGCGACAAAGAGGAAACUAAGGAAGAUGGCAAGAGUGAUACCGAAAAGGAUGACAAGGACGAUAACUACGCCAAGACACUUCGUCUGACUUCUGAUCAGUUAAAGAGUUUAAAUCUUAAGAAGGGUGUGAAUUCUGUUUCGUUCUCUGUGUCUUCUGCUUACCAAGGCACGGCGACUUGUGCUGCCAAGAUAUUCUUUUGGGAUCACGAUAUUCAGAUUGUGAUUUCAGACAUUGAUGGCACGAUUACCAAGUCAGAUGCAUUAGGCCAUGUGUUUACAAUGAUUGGCAAAGACUGGACUCACAAUGGUGUAGCCAAACUAUACACCGACAUUCACAACAAUUCUUAUCAUUUCCUUUAUCUCACUAGCCGUGCCAUUGGUCAGGCUGACUAUACGCGCGACUAUCUUCGCAAGGUUGAGCAGAACAAAUACCAGCUCCCAGAUGGACCUGUUAUCAUGUCUCCAGAUAGAUUAUUUACUUCAUUGCAUCGCGAAGUUAUUAUGCGCAAGCCAGAGAUGUUCAAGAUGGCCUGUCUAAAGGAUAUUCAGCGAUUGUUUGGUGGUCGCGAUCCAUUUUAUGCUGGUUUUGGCAACCGUAUUACAGACGCAAUGUCUUAUCGCACAGUGAAUGUACCAGCCUCGCGUAUAUUUACAAUUGACCCCAACGGAGAAGUUAAGCUGGAGUUAUUACAAGGAUUCAAAUCUUCAUAUGUUCACUUGAAUGAUCUGGUAGACCAAAUCUUCCCACCGAUUAACAAGGCGAUUGACGAAGAGUACAGUGAUUGGAAUUACUGGAAGGCACCUUUGCCUGA
Messenger RNA from Phycomyces blakesleeanus NRRL 1555(-), 1679 nucleotides. RefSeq lists its product as hypothetical. Gene Ontology annotation, biological process: fatty acid catabolic process; triglyceride biosynthetic process. The transcript has 4 exons. Lineage: Eukaryota; Fungi; Mucoromycota; Mucoromycetes; Mucorales; Phycomycetaceae. Gene Ontology annotation, molecular function: phosphatidate phosphatase activity. Gene Ontology annotation, cellular component: nucleus. The annotation marks the transcript as partial. The record is from RefSeq and is a predicted model, not a curated record.